Molecule: messenger RNA, 1020 nt
Organism: Diaporthe batatas
Lineage: Eukaryota; Fungi; Ascomycota; Sordariomycetes; Diaporthales; Diaporthaceae
Exons: 2
Coding region: 1-1020 (339 amino acids)
Source: RefSeq, a predicted model, not a curated record
AUGGGCACAGUCACCUUUCCCCUCAUUCGUGACCGGCAAUAUGGCAUGAUAAUCGCACCGGCGAUCUUCAGCAUUUUCUCUAUUGUUGCGGUCGCCUUACGAUUCACUGCACGGCGUCUUGCCCACCGAAAGCCAGAUUCUAGCGACUACACUCUGCUGGUCGCCCUGGUUCUGUCAGUCGGCUAUUCUGGGCUGAACAUAGCUGAAUGCCUCGUUGGCGGUGGCGGACUGCAUGUCGCCGAGAUCUUUGCCCACGGAGGCUCCAUGAUCACGUUUCAGAAGAUCGGUCUGGCUGUGCAAGUUUUGUGGUCAACGACCGUGACCUUUGUCAAGAUAUCCCUUCUUUUGCUCUACUGCAGAGUAUUUCCACUCACGUGGUUUCUCUGGUCUGCACGCUUCAUUGGAUCUCUGUGCAUCGGUUACACAAUAGGGACUAUACUCGCCGCUUUUCUCGUCUGCCAGCCUCUAACAUUUUACUGGGACACCACUAUUGACGGCGGCCACUGUGGGAAUGAGUUCCUUUCUUACAUCCUCACUGGUUCAAUCAACAUAUCAACAGAUUUGAUGGUGCUUCUUUUGCCCAUACCCAGCCUAAGCAGGCUCGAGAUGUCAUUGUACAGGAGGCUGACGCUCAUCGCUACGUUCGCCUGCGGCCUCUUCACCUGCAUAGUUGGUGCCCUGCGUCUUCAAGCAAUUGUCACCAUCGACUUCAACGACUACACCUACUCCAUCGCCAAUGCCAUGACCUACAGUGCCGUCGAGCCCGCUGUGGCCAUCAUUCUGGCGUGUGUACCGACACUGCGCCCCUUGCUCCCAUUCCGGACGCGGAACUCUAGCAAGGCGGGAUUCGGGGCCAGCAAUACUCUCAAGUGGAGGUUGCAUCCCAGCCUGAUCACUUUUGGUGGCUCGGGAAAGCCUAAAACUAACGUUAGAAAUAAGGCUGACACGCAGGGCGCAAUGAGGCUUGAUGAUCACCUCGAAACAGGGUCUGAGUGCGAGCUCACUACUAGGCCGGAGUGA